This is a messenger RNA of Erinaceus europaeus (western European hedgehog), 6765 nucleotides long. It is a transcript of the gene COL11A2, whose product is annotated as collagen type XI alpha 2 chain. The record is from RefSeq and is a predicted model, not a curated record. Gene Ontology annotation, molecular function: extracellular matrix structural constituent. NCBI's taxonomy places the organism in Eukaryota, Metazoa, Chordata, Mammalia, Eulipotyphla, Erinaceidae. The transcript has 67 exons. Bases 598 to 5808 code for a protein of 1736 amino acids.
GGUGGCCUCUCGUCCCCGAGUGACCCUAUUCUCUGUAUCAUCAGCUGCCCCCUUCACUCUACCGGGUCCCCUUUUACCUGGACUCCCAGACCCCCUUGCUUGUCACCCAUUUUCAUCUCCCCAGACCUAGUGAAGCCGUAUUUGUGGAUAUGCCCAGUCUUUGGACUUUGUCCUCUGUCCCUCCUUUAUCCCUCUCCCCAGCCCCCCGUGUCUAGAGGCUGGCCUCUGGUCGCUAUCUAUAGCCUAGUCUAUAAAUACCCCAGCCCCAGGCCCAGCUCUGUAAUUACCCCGGGCGGGGCGAGAGGGAGGUAAUUACGGAGAUUUGAUGGACGAGGGGGGUAGUGGACUCCCCAGUCCUCCCCCUCCCACUUUUCUCACUUGCACUAGAUCCUGCUCAGGGCUCUGCUGAAGGGUUCUGUCACCCUUAGGGGACCUGGAUUUGGUGGGUGGGUGGUGUGAUUUGACGUCUGAGUCACAGAAAAGGAAGGGACUGAGGAAGAGGUAUUACUGUUUCCGAAGAGAAUCUUAGGGUACAGUCACAGAAUCCUGCGCCUCCUGCAGACCCUGGGUGCCUGGGGCCCAGCUUUGUCACCAGUCAUGGAGCGGUGCCGCCGCUGCCACCGCCUCGUCCUCCUGGUGCCUCUGGUGCUGGGGCUGAGCGCCGCUGGGGCCCAGGCAGGUGCACCCCCUGUGAAUGUGCUCCAGGCUCUGAGGUUCCCUUCCCUCCCUGAUGGUGUCCGGAAAGCGAAAGGCAUCUGUCCAACAGAUGUGGCCUACCGAGUGUCCCGGCCUGCCCAGCUCAGUGCACCCACUCGCCAGCUCUUCCCAGGAGGGUUUCCCAAAGAUUUUUCUCUGCUGACUACUGUCCGGACCCGCCCUGGCCUCCAGGCCCCCUUGCUGACCCUCUAUAGUGCCCAGGGCAUCCGUCAGUUGGGCUUGGAGCUUGGUCGACCUGUCCACUUUCUGUAUGAGGACCAGACUGGGCGGCCUAGACCCCCAGCUCAGCCUGUCUUCCGGGGCCUCAGCCUAGCAGAUGGCAAGUGGCACCGGGUGGCUGUGGCUGUGAAGGGCCAGUCUGUUACCCUCAUAGUUGACUGUAAGAAGCGGAUCACCCGGCCCCUCCCCCGAAGUGCUCAUCCAGCAUUAGACACCCAUGGAGUGAUAAUCUUUGGUGCCCGUAUCUUGGAUGAAGAAGUCUUCGAGGGCGAUGUCCAGGAACUUGUCAUUGUUCCAGGGGUGCAAGCUGCCUAUGAAUCCUGUGACCAGAAGGAGCUAGAGUGUGAGGGGAGUUUGAAAGAGAGACCGCAGAACCAACAAUCUCAUAGAACCCAGAGAUCUCCAAAGCAGCAACCAUCAAGACUUAAUAGGCCACAAAACCAGGAACCCCAGCGACAGCCCACUGAGUCUCUCUACUAUGACUACGAGCCCCCUUAUUACGAUGAGACGACUACAGGAACAACCCCUGAUUAUCAGGUCCCCACUCCAGGUGAAGAGGAAGGAAUUCCGGAGUCAAGCCCUCUGCCACCUCUUGAGGAGGAGCAGACAGAUCUCCAGGUCCCCUCCACAGCUGACAGGUUCCUGACAGAGGAAUAUGGGGAGGGUGGCACAGAUGCCCCAGCAGGGCCCUACGAUUACACCUAUGGCUAUGGGGACGAUUAUCGUGAGGAGACGGAACUUGGCCCUGCCCUCUCUGCGGAGACAGCCCACUCAGGAGCCGCUGCCCAUGGACCCCGGGGGCUGAAGGGAGAUAAGGGGGAGCCUGCGGUACUGGAACCUGGUAUGCUGGUGGAGGGGCCCCCUGGCCCAGAAGGCCCUGCGGGACUCAGUGGUCCUCCAGGUAUUCAGGGAAACCCAGGCCCAGUUGGAGACCCUGGCGAGAGGGGCCCCCCUGGCCGAGCAGGACUUCCUGGGUCUGAUGGGGCUCCUGGUCCUCCUGGCACAUCCCUCAUGCUCCCAUUCCGGUUUGGCAGUAGUGGAGGUGACAAGGGCCCUGUGGUAGCAGCCCAGGAAGCUCAGGCCCAGGCAAUUCUGCAGCAGGCACGGCUGGCACUCCGAGGACCCCCUGGUCCCAUGGGAUACACAGGCCGUCCUGGACCCUUGGGACAACCUGGGAGCCCAGGCCUGAAAGGGGAAUCUGGAGACUUGGGGCCUCAGGGCCCCAGAGGGCCUCAGGGCCUCACAGGUCCUCCUGGCAAGGCUGGGCGAAGGGGCCGAGCUGGUGCUGAUGGAGCUCGAGGGAUGCCUGGAGAACCUGGAGUGAAGGGUGACCGAGGUUUUGAUGGACUCCCAGGGCUCCCUGGGGAGAAGGGACACAGGGGUGAUACUGGUGUUCAAGGUCUUGCUGGGUCUCCUGGUGAAGAUGGAGAGCGAGGAGAUGAUGGGGAGAUCGGGCCUCGGGGACUGCCUGGAGAGUCGGGCCCUCGAGGUCUCCUUGGUCCCAAAGGCCCACCUGGUAUUCCUGGACCUCCGGGAGUCAGAGGCAUGGAUGGUCCCCAUGGUCCCAAAGGGAGCUUGGGACCCCAGGGAGAGCCAGGACCUCCUGGACAACAGGGCACUCCUGGUACCCAGGGUCUCCCUGGGCCCCAGGGUGCCGUUGGCCCUCAUGGAGAGAAGGGUCCUCGAGGAAAACCAGGGCUCCCUGGCAUGCCUGGAUCAGAUGGACCUCCAGGUCACCCUGGGAAGGAAGGUCCCCCUGGAACCAAAGGAAACCAGGGCCCGUCUGGACCCCAGGGUCCUCUAGGCUACCCAGGACCUCGUGGUAUUAAGGGCGUGGAUGGAAUUCGGGGUCUCAAAGGUCACAAGGGUGAAAAGGGUGAAGAUGGCUUUCCUGGGUUCAAAGGCGACAUGGGUGUGAAAGGUGACAGGGGUGAAGUUGGAGUCCCUGGGUCCAGGGGAGAGGAUGGCCCUGAGGGGCCAAAGGGACGCACUGGACCUACUGGAGACCCUGGACCCCCUGGGCUUAUCGGCGAGAAGGGCAAGCUAGGUGUUCCUGGUCUGCCUGGCUACCCUGGACGCCAGGGUCCCAAGGGGUCUCUGGGAUUUCCUGGUUUUCCUGGAGCCAGUGGAGAGAAGGGAGCCCGGGGCCUCUCAGGAAAAUCAGGACCUCGGGGAGAACGGGGUCCCACGGGUCCGAGGGGUCAGCGAGGACCCCGAGGAGCCACUGGGAAGUCUGGAGCUAAGGGUACUUCAGGUGGUGAUGGCCCCCAUGGUCCCCCUGGAGAGAGGGGUCUCCCUGGACCUCAGGGCCCCAAUGGAUUUCCCGGCCCCAAAGGGCCUCCAGGCCCCCCUGGAAAGGAUGGGCUGCCAGGACACCCGGGCCAGAGAGGAGAAGUGGGCUUCCAAGGGAAGACUGGCCCCCCGGGCCCCCCGGGUGUAGUGGGGCCUCAGGGAGCAGCAGGUGAAAGUGGACCCAUGGGAGAGAGAGGUCAUCCUGGCCCCCCAGGCCCCCCUGGAGAGCAGGGACUGACUGGAACAUCUGGAAAAGAAGGAACAAAGGGUGAUCCUGGCCCACCAGGGGCCCCAGGGAAGGAUGGUCCUGCUGGUUUGAGGGGCUUCCCAGGAGAGAGAGGCCUCCCAGGCACUGCUGGUGGGUCCGGUUUGAAGGGAAACGAAGGUCCGGCUGGCCCUCCUGGCCCUGCAGGCUCCCCUGGAGAGCGAGGUGCAGCAGGAUCAGGGGGACCUAUUGGCCCCCCAGGGCGCCCAGGACCUCAAGGACCCCCUGGAGUAGCAGGAGAAAAAGGUGUUCCGGGUGAAAAGGGCCCUAUUGGUCCCACAGGCCGUGAUGGGAUACAGGGUCCUGUGGGGCUUCCUGGUCCUGCUGGACCCCCAGGAGUGUCAGGAGAGGAUGGAGACAAGGGUGAAGUAGGAGACCCCGGACAGAAGGGCACCAAAGGGAACAAGGGUGAACAUGGCCCUCCUGGACCCCCUGGACCGAUUGGGCCUGUGGGGCAGCCUGGAGCAGCGGGAGCAGAUGGGGAACCCGGAACUCGGGGACCCCAGGGACACUUUGGAGCAAAAGGUGAUGAAGGAACGAGAGGAUUCAAUGGCCCUCCAGGACCCAUUGGCUUACAGGGUUUGCCAGGCCCUUCAGGGGAGAAGGGAGAAACAGGAGAUGUAGGCCCUAUGGGACCACCUGGCCCCCCAGGACCUCGAGGCCCAGCUGGACCCAAUGGAGCUGAUGGUCCACAAGGUCCCCCAGGAGGUGUUGGGAAUCUGGGUCCCCCUGGAGAGAAGGGGGAGCCAGGAGAGUCAGGAUCCCCUGGGGUCCAGGGUGAACCUGGUGUCAAGGGACCCCGUGGAGAGCGUGGAGAGAAAGGAGAGUCAGGGCAGGCAGGAGAGGCGGGACCACCAGGACCUAAAGGCCCGACUGGCGAUGAUGGCCCUAAAGGGAACCCUGGUCCUGUUGGUUUUCCCGGUGAUCCUGGCCCUCCUGGAGAAGGCGGCCCUCGGGGCCAGGAUGGUGCUAAGGGUGACCGUGGGGAAGAUGGCGAGCCAGGACAGCCUGGGUCCCCUGGUCCCACUGGGGAGAAUGGACCUCCUGGACCACUUGGAAAGCGGGGUCCUGCUGGCACACCUGGACCUGAGGGGCGACAAGGAGAAAAGGGAGCUAAGGGGGACCCUGGUGCUGUGGGCGCCCCAGGGAAGACAGGCGCUGUGGGGCCUGCUGGCCCAGCAGGAAAGCCGGGUCCUGAUGGUCUGAGAGGGCUUCCAGGCUCAGUGGGCCAGCAAGGUCGUCCUGGGGCCACUGGCCAGGCUGGGCCUCCAGGUCCUGUGGGACCCCCAGGGCUUCCUGGCCUUCGAGGUGAUGCUGGAGCCAAAGGAGAGAAGGGUCACCCAGGUCUCAUUGGACUGAUUGGGCCUCCUGGAGAGCAGGGAGAGAAGGGAGACCGGGGACUUCCUGGCCCUCAAGGCUCCACUGGACAGAAAGGAGAGACUGGUAUCCCAGGAGCAUCUGGCCCCAUCGGUCCUGGAGGGCCCCCUGGUCUUCCUGGACCUGCUGGCCCCAAAGGAGCCAAAGGAGCCAGUGGCCCAGCUGGACCCAAGGGAGAAAAGGGUGUUCAAGGUCCUCCCGGACACCCGGGCCCCCCAGGUGAGGUGAUCCAGCCCCUGCCCAUCCAGAUGCCCAAGAAGACCCGGCGCUCAGUGGAUGGAAGCCGCUUGAUUCAGGAAGAUGAGGUCAUGCCAACUGAGGAGGGCCCAGGCAGUCCUGGGGGGCUGGAGGAGAUCUUUGGCUCCCUUGACUCCCUGAGGGAGGAGAUUGAGCAGAUGAGGCGGCCAACGGGGACCCAGGACAGCCCUGCUCGCACCUGCCAGGACCUAAAACUCUGCCAUCCGGAGCUGCCCGAUGGGGAGUACUGGGUGGAUCCCAACCAGGGCUGUGCUCGGGAUGCCUUCCUGGUUUUCUGCAAUUUUACAGCCGGUGGGGAAACCUGUGUGACGCCCAGGGAUGAUGUUACACAGUUCUCCUAUGUGGACUCAGAAGGCUCCCCCAUUGGUGUGGUCCAGCUCACCUUCUUGCGGCUACUCAGUGUCUCAGCCCACCAGGAUGUCUCCUACCCCUGCUUGGGGGUCCACCGGGAUGGGCCCCUGAGGCUCCGGGGAGCCAAUGAGGAUGAACUGAGCCCAGAGACCAGCCCCUAUGUCAAAGAAUUCAGAGAUGGCUGUCAGACACAGCAAGGUCGGACAGUGCUGGAGGUGCGAACCCCUGUGUUAGAGCAGCUGCCAGUGCUAGAUGCCUCCUUCUCAGACCUGGGAGCCCCACCGAGGCGGGGAGGGGUGCUGCUGGGUCCUGUCUGCUUCAUGGGCUAGGACCUUCCUUUCUGUGUGACCCUGCCCAUUGGAAGCAGGCCCAUCUGGAAUCCCACAGAACCAGCUCCAUGCCACCUCCCAAGAGGGUGCCUCAUCAUCAGGGGCACCAUGGGCCAGGGCACUAAGCACCCCCACUCAGGGGCAGCCCAGGGGAGGGUUGAAGGGGAUUCCUGGACACCACAGGGCUGGGGAGGCAUUUGAGACUCAGCCCUCCCACCUGGAGCCUGUGACCUGUUAGACAGCUGACACCCUUAUUUAAAACUCACCUCCUCAUCUCCCCCAACAAGAGGAAGAGAAUGGACACUGUGUAUUUUCUAUUUAAAAAUAAUUAUAUUAAUUAUUUAAAGAGUUGAAGAUAAAAUAACAGAAAAGGUAAAAGAGAGAAAUGCUAACCAAUCAUGGACUUUGGAGAUCAGGCUCUCCAGGAGCCCUGACACCCACAUUCUUGCCUCCUGGCUUUCCUCAGUGACUGUAUGUGGGUUUUUCUGGCUGAACCCCAGCUCCCCCAACCCUACUUGUAAGCCCACUGUGAACAUUGAAUAUAUGGUCUCCUUUGCCUCAGGGUUGAGACUCUCUUUGCCCUGAAUGGGGCUUCCCAUCUCUACCUACCAGGUGCUCAGCUCCCCAACCCACAUAACUGCCAUCUUUUACUUGGUCUGGGAUUUGCAGGAACCACAUGGCCCCAGGGACCAGACUACUCCCCAAAGGAAUAGUGAGGGUGAUGUGUAGGGUCACUGUUUAGCUGAUUAUUAAGGUAUUGACUUUUUCUAUAAUAGCUGGGAAGUUGCCACAGCCCUGAGCCCCUUGAGUAUCCAUCAACACCCUAGCCUCCCCAGACUCUCCCCAGGCCACUCCUCCUCACCUCACCUUUCUUGAUCGUACAGCUGAAGGGCUAAAUGUGUGCCCCUGUGACCAGUGCCUGUUCUGACUGAUGGUUAAAAAUGUGAUUGUCUCCUC